AGGUUCACUUUCAAAGAAAUCGUGAGAAAAAUACUGUCCUGGGACUUCCACUCUGACAGAAACCCAACAGAAUCCCAGCUGAAACCCAGAGAAGAACUACCAGGAUGGAUCUUCUUCCUUCCUUAUCCAUUGAGACAUGGUUGAUGGUCGUGGUUUUGAUGGGACUUCUACUGCUGUAUGGAGUUUGGCCAUUCCGAAUUCUCGGUAAGCUGGGGAUUCCUGGCCCAACCUUAUUGCCGUUCCUUGGGACUGUUCUGAAUUACCGCAAAGGGUUUAUGGAGUUCGACAGAGAGUGCUACAAGAAAUAUGGGAAAAUCUGGAGACUUUAUGAUGGACGGCAACCUAUAAUUGCUGUACUGGAUUCCCAAAUUAUUAAGACUGUCCUAGUGAAAGAAUGCUACACUACCUUUACCAACCGGCGAACUUUUCCUGCACCACCCAUCUUACAAAAUGCAGUCUCUUUGGCCAAAGAUGAACAAUGGAAGAGGAUUCGCACUGUGCUCUCUCCAACCUUUACCAGUGGGAAGCUGAAAGAGAUGUUUCCCAUCAUUAAACACUAUGGGGAGAUUUUAAUGCAAAACGUUCAGAGGAAAAUGGAAAAUGAUGAGCCCAUAGAUGUGAAAGAUGUCUUCGGGACUUACAGCAUGGACGUUGUCACCAGUACCUCAUUCGGGAUAGACAUCAAUUCCAUGAACAAUCCCAAAGAUCCUUUUGUCAUGCAGAUCAAGAAGCUUACCAGGUUUAGCGCUUUUGAUCCACGGCUUAUUAUAUCAUUUACAUUCCCAGCUCUCCUUCCACUCCUUAACGCAUUGGACCUAACUGCCUUUUCUCGAGAAGCUGUGAACUUCUUCUCCAAGUCUUUUGCAAAGAUAAAGGAAACACGACUGCACGAAGGCCGAGGGAGCCGUAUGGAUUUCCUCCAGAUGAUGAUUGACUCUCAAACGAACAAAAACAUUUCUACAAGCAAUGGACUGAAUCACUCCUAUAAAGGCUUGACCGAUCAGGAAAUUCUAGCCCAAGCUUUUAUCUUUGUGUUUGCUGGAUACGAACCCGGUAGUAAUUCCCUUGGUUACAUGGCCUACUCAUUAGCCACUCACCCAGAUAUUCAACAGAAGCUUCAAGAGGAAAUAGAUUCUGUUCUACCUAAUAAGGCACCUCUCACGUAUGAUGCCAUCAUGCAGUUGGAGUACCUUGACAUGGUGCUGAAUGAGACCCAAAGACUGUAUCCCCUCGGAGGGCGUAUUGAAAGAAUAUGCAAGAUGGAUGUUGAAAUCAAUGGGAUGACCAUUCCAAAAGGCACUGUGGUGAUGAUCCCACCAUUGGUCCUGCAUCAGAUCCCUGAAUACUGGCCCGAACCGGAGGAGUUCAGACCUGAGAGGUUCAGCAAAGAAAACAGAGACAGCAUAGAUCCCUACACAUAUCUGCCCUUCGGAGCUGGUCCCAGGAACUGCAUUGGGAUGAGAUUUGCUCUCGUCACCAUGAAAGUUGCCAUCACGAUCCUCAUGCAGCACUUCUCAUUUAGGGUCUGCAAAGAAACACCGAUUCCCUUGGUGAUGAGCAACCAAGCGUUCUUAGUACCGGAGAAGCCAAUCAUGCUGAAGUUAGUCCCACGAUAAGGUGGCUGAGAAAGUGAAGAAGAAAGCUUAGCCAUGUCUUCCCCAUCCCUGCAGUGGAUGCGAAAGUUUCAGGCUUUGCCAUCUGCUUCUUGGCUGAACCUUGGAAGAGAACAUUUGAGAUAAUUGCUAAAUAGCUUUGGAGAGAUGGACUUGCUUAAAGUAGCUUUUGAAACAUUGGAAUCAUGACAAUGCGCUUAGUAGGUGAUGGAGAUGUUAAUAUUUGGCGAUGGUGGUGGUGGUGAUGAUGAAGAUGAUGUAUAACUUGCUAUUUUGAACGUUCUUGAACUACAAAUUAAGCCAGAGCCUAAUAAAGUUAGCAAAUCCGGACUGCACAUGUACUUCAGUUGGAUGCUAGCUGAACCACCAUGAUUACCUCCACGUUUUGGGACUUUCUACCAAGGAAAUUCAACUGAAUUCCUUCUCUGAUAGC
Molecule: messenger RNA, 2046 nt
Organism: Python bivittatus (Burmese python)
Lineage: Eukaryota; Metazoa; Chordata; Lepidosauria; Squamata; Pythonidae
Product: cytochrome P450 3A9-like
Biological process (GO): oxidative demethylation; steroid metabolic process
Molecular function (GO): heme binding; testosterone 6-beta-hydroxylase activity; oxidoreductase activity, acting on paired donors, with incorporation or reduction of molecular oxygen
Source: RefSeq, a predicted model, not a curated record